Messenger RNA from Ascoidea rubescens DSM 1968, 1095 nucleotides. RefSeq names its product cohesin subunit IRR1 (gene IRR1). The transcript has 2 exons. Gene Ontology annotation, molecular function: chromatin binding. Lineage: Eukaryota; Fungi; Ascomycota; Saccharomycetes; Ascoideales; Ascoideaceae. The annotation marks the transcript as partial. Gene Ontology annotation, biological process: sister chromatid cohesion. The record is from RefSeq and is a predicted model, not a curated record. Gene Ontology annotation, cellular component: cohesin complex; nucleus; chromatin.
AAAGACUUGGAGAGCAAUCUAGAACCAAAUUAUAUCUACGAAAGCUUAUUGGAUGACGAUUCCUCAACCCUAGAAAUUGCAAACAAUUGGCUAGACUCCUACCUAGCCAACUCAAAUCUCGCUUUAAAAGACCUACUCAACUUCCUUUUAAGAUCAACUGGCUGUCUUUCUCAAAUCCAAGAGCACGAUGUUUCAAACAACGACAGCGCUCCUGACACAAUCGCUGAAAUUCAAUCAAUGUUUAAUAACCAAAAAAUUCACGAUUUUCCUUUCAUAUCAAAGAUACCAAAAUUUAAAAACUUGAAGAAAAACUCCCUUUUAUUUAUUGACUCAAUCAUAGAAUUGGCCUAUGAGAAAAACGUCCUUCUUUUUAACGAUAACGAUGAUGACAACAGCGACAAAUCCCAAAACGGUAACGAUUUAUAUGAAAACUUCUUGAUUUGGUUUGGAACAUUAUCAACCUCAAACAUCAGGCCCCUAAGAUACAUCUCAACCCUAUUCUUACUAUCAAUCGAAACAACAUUUUGCAACUUAAUCAUUAAAACAACAAAAUCUCUUGAAAAAAACCAAAACAACCUUCAAAUCGAAAAUUUGAAAAUAAAAGAAAUCAAAAAAAUACAAAAAAGAUGCAACCAAAUUAACUCAAACAUUAACCUAUACUCAACCCAAAAAAACCUACUACAAGAAUUUAUUAAAGACAUAUCAAACACAACUUUCAUACAUAGAUAUAAAGACAUUGAUAAAAAAAUUAGAAUAGAAUGCAUCAAAAGUCUAGGUAACUGGAUGGACUUGUAUCCAGAACUAUUUUUCGAAACUACAUAUCUACGAUAUUUUGGUUGGCUACUAUCUGACACUGAUCAUUUGGUCAGGUUGGAAGUUUUAAAACCCUUGACUAAAUUAUACAAAAAGGGCUUAAUUGUACCAGGAUUUCGACAAUUCACUGAAAGAUUUAAAAAUAAAAUCAUAGACCUAGCUACUUUUGAUAACGAUUUCUCCGUAAGAAUUAACUCAAUCCAUUUACUAUCAGAAAUCAAUAAAAUUGGUUUUCUAGAAGAUGAAGAGAUCACCAAAAUCAAUUCUCUUCUUUUUAUAACU